Molecule: messenger RNA, 3512 nt
Organism: Bombyx mandarina (wild silkworm)
Lineage: Eukaryota; Metazoa; Arthropoda; Insecta; Lepidoptera; Bombycidae
Gene: MED24
Product: mediator complex subunit 24
Biological process (GO): positive regulation of transcription initiation by RNA polymerase II
Cellular component (GO): mediator complex
Molecular function (GO): transcription coregulator activity
Source: RefSeq, a predicted model, not a curated record
UCAAGUUUGAUCAUAUAAAGUAAUGUUUAUUCUCAAAUGCUCGCUAAUAAAAUAUCUUUAAAAAUGUGAUAAACUUAAUGUGCCACACAAAUAUAACGAAUUAAUUUCAAUAUUCAACAGUGAACAAGAAAAUGUAAUUUGUAACCUCAAAGACUAGUAGUAAAGUGUUGAUUAUACGACUAAUAUCACGUCAAAAAUGUGUGAAAUGUAAGAAAGAAACAUUAUUGUGCUCUAAUAAAAUAAUAAAAAUGGAUGCUUCCAAAAUAACGAGUAAAACUAGUUCACUAAAAGCUUUAAUUUUAAAAGCUUGGAAAGAACGAUGGACUGAUAUUCAAUGGGGCAUCAACAUCAAAACUAUACUGCCGAGGGGCGUCAGUGGUGACCUAUAUAAUCUGGCUGAUUGUAUUCUUCAGCAAGCCAUGGUAGGCUGUGGGGCCAAUCAGUUAGUGAUAUCGUAUUUGAAACAUUCACUUGCGUGUCAUUUGGUCUCUUUCGCGGCUGUGUUACAACGAAUCGCAAAAUUUGAUGCUUUUCACAAACCUCAUUGUAUAAUAAGCUUGUUGGAGUUCCUUGAAACCUUUUUGGAGAGUAUUACAUGCAGAGGCAAGUUAGAAGAAGAAGUUUUAGCUUAUGCUGUAUCAUCUAUAAUAUUGUGGCUUUUACAAGUAUUUCACUAUUCAUUAACCAAGUAUCCAGCUUCAAGUUCUGUUCAAAGUCAGGAAUUAUUGGAGAAAUCAUCAGUUUUACUGAACUCUAUUGUUAAUACAGAUUUUCUGAUUGCAAUGUUCUAUUUGGCCAAGCAGAAUGAUCCUGAUGAGUAUAACGAAGUGACAAAGAAAUGUCAAGAGAUAACAGCAUUUAUGAUGAUGAACACUCAAUUCAAACCUCCGAUGACCAUACAUGUCACUUUACACAAAAUCUGCAAUAUGGAAUUGGAUAAAAUAGCACCCUUAAACAAUAAACCAGAAGCUGUAACCUAUUGUCUGCAGGCUUUAAUAGCUAUAAAUGUGUUCUCAAACCCUAGUGCAGGCAUGCAACAGAUCUCCAGCCAACUACUAAUGGUUCAGAAAAUAAAAGGCUAUUCAUUGUCACGUCUCUACUGUGAACUUAUUAGAGCUUGUUUCAUUUCACUAAAUGAUUCUAGUAAUGAUGCAUCGAAGCAAUCAUUGUGGGCUGCAUUCACUUUUCUAAAAGUUCCACAAGUGAUAAAUCACCUCCAUAAUAUGUGUGGGACAACAAAUAAGGAAAGUGAAUAUUCUACUGAGGUUGUGGAAGCUUUUGAAAUGUUAUUACAAUCAGCUCCACUCCUGGAUAUUGUUGAUACCAAGAAUUCUUGUAAUAGUGUUAUUUCACUUAUAGAGCCAUUAGUUAAACUUAAUGUUCUGUCAGAUAAUACUUUGACAUAUUUUAAACAAAAACGUGAGACUAUUGAUCAUCCUUUACAAAAAUUUGAGCCAAUAGGAUUACAAGGCUCAGUCCCAUUAUUUAUAACUCGUGUUGAACCUACAUUGGCAGAGAUUUUAAAAGCAUUGAGUGGUGAAUUUCACAAAACUCAAGAGUCGCUCUAUAUCAUGCUAUGCCAAAUAGUUGGUCGAACUACAUUGGAUACCAUCCUGGCCGUUGCAACUGUGGAAGGAAAACUAAAAAUGUUUGUGUCAAGACUCAUUAAGUUUAAUGAAUUUGCAUUGUUUGCUGCAAGUGAAAAAGGUGCACCACAAUCAAAAGUAUAUAUAUUUGACAUUUCAUUUUUGCUUUUAUGUUGGAUAGUCCAAGAUUAUGGAGCUGAUGUUGUUCUAGAAGAAAAUGGUGAUUCAUUUUUUGAGAAAUGGGUAAGGGAUUGUAUGGUACAUAAAGGAAAUUAUAAAUCUUCAGAUCAGAUACUUCAGAAAUGUGAUCAUGUUGUUGAUGUUAUCAUUCACCAUUUGAGUGCUCCUGACUUUGAUUUCAAAAAUACUAAUGUCAAACCUCAUGAUCUUUGUAUGAAUAUCACUGGUGCAGUCAAAGAGGUUCUUUUUGCUUGGGAACAAGGUCUACUUUCGGCAACAGAUGUUAAAAGAAUGUUGGAUUCUAUAAGACAAAAAAUGGCUUCCUUGGCAGUGUGUGCAUCAGUAUGGCUUUGUUCAUACAUCAAUGUUGUCCAUCAAGAUGCAUCAGUAAAACCUAUGAAUAUGGUUCAGCAAUUUUUAACAUCACCUACUGAAUUAGAAUUAACUCAAAUAGACAAUUUUCAAGAAAGAGCAAUUUUGAUGUGUCAGAUAAUAAGAAAAUUACUGUUUAAAAUUCAUCCUACUUCAAUGCCAAAAUCAAAAGGGCAGCAGUUGCCAUACAGUAUCACCUCUCGCAAGCCAAUAUUAGAGCAACUACAAAGCAUUUGGGAAAAUAUAAAGUCCAGAGGAUACCUUCAUAUUGAUGCUACCCAUCUCGUUGAGAAUCUUUUGAACACAACUGGCCCAAUAUGGUUUGUGACGAACUUAGUGAAAGAGACAUUAAAAUUUCGGUACCAAGUAGAUCUCGAUAGAUCUGUUGAUAUUGUGUUGGCGAUGUUCCAUUUGGACAUAGAAAAGUGCACAGGAGCACUUUUAUUACAUGUUCUACCACAAUACCUGUAUAAUUCUAAGUUGUCUGAAGAGCUAGUUGAACCCCAGUCUUCUGUAUUAGCCAAGCUAGCAGUGUAUUGCAUAUAUGCUGCCUUAGAUCACAGCAAUACUAAAAAGUCGCAUUUUUCGAGGAAGCGUCGUCAUGACGAAGUUGAGGAUUUGGAUGCGAUGUCGUCUAGUAAAAUGCGGAAACUCAACGACAAUACAUCCGAUGGAAGUGGUGUUUAUUAUUGUAAGGGACAAGGAUAUGAAAUAUCAUUAAAAGAACCAUUGUUGUCAGCUUUAGAAACGCUGUAUGCGUCCUUUUCGCAACUAGCUGGCAAGGACGGAAAUAUCACACCCCAAACACAUUUUAUACUUCAGUUCUUGAUUUAUGUGGUUCAAUGUGGCCAAGAUAGGGCCCAGUUAGUAUUACAGAAAAUGCCUAGUGAACUCGUACCAACUUUAAUUAAAGCUCUACCUGACAAUUUUAACAUUGGUCUGAUUUUACGCUUAUAUAAUUUGAAUACUGCUUACGGAAGAAAAGACACCGCGAGAGAUCUAUGCCUUUUACGAAAUAUGAGGUUAAGGCCAGAAUAAUAAAUAAAAAAUCAUAGUAAUAAAUUAAUAAGAUAAUUUAUUUUAAGAUAUAUAUAAUGAAAUACAUUAAUUAUUUUGAUUUAUUAAAAAAAAAAACUUUUAUUUUAGUUUUAAAUAUAGUCAGUAUCAAUUUUUACAGUUUUAUUAUGGGAACACUCAUAAUAAAUAGUUCUUCCACCCGUAUUAUCCUACUUCUAUCGUUUUUCCAAAUAAUUUAUUAAAUAAUAUUUAAUAACAUUUUAAUAUAAUAUACUAUAAUGUAGGAUGCGUUUUAAGUUAUACUAGGCACUGAUAAGUUGUGUAUUCAGCUUUUUUAAUGUACACUGUAUACUGCAA